GGAUUAAGAAACGGGGAUAAAGUGGAGCGAGAGCGAGCGAGAGACAAGGCAGAGAGGGGCCGUUGGAGAAGCAUCGGGCCGCUGUUGUUGUUGGUGAAGAGGGAGGAGAAGCUUCGAUCUGUCUGUCCCUUUGCAUCGCUUCGCGGCGGGUUUCUAACUUCGAUGGAAUCGGAUUGAGGACCGGAAUCGAGAAACCGAGCGAGAAUCUUCGUUUCUUGUGGUCGGCGUUGGAUUCGAGAGAGCGUCUUUGGCAUAUCUACAGUGGAUAUCACAAAGUGGCAAACAGAAGGAUUCUAAAAAUCUCUUCUCGUAGGCUUGGGUCAUCCAUAGUGGCGAGACGAGGUUUGUACGAAGAAGAUCUAGCCGUCUGAUCAUGGAUGAAUCAAAGGACAGGGAGGGAUCGCGAGGUUUGAUGCGUGGAAGAAGCAUGGCUAAUCGGUCCUCGCCUGCAGCGCGACAGCAGCCAAUGGGCUCUUCUUCUCCAACCGUUUCAAAUGAUUACGGUGAUUGCAGUUUGGGAGAUGGAGUGGAUGGUAGUGUGCCUAUGGAUAGGCGGAAGAAGGAAAUGGUUAGUGCUUCCAGGUGGAAAGCAAGCAAUAAGGAUGCCUCUGGCGACACAGGCAGCAGUGAGUCUGAAGAAGUGGGUCUAGGUUCUUUCCAACCAAUGCUUAAUACCAUUUCUAUCACUAGUCUACCUAGUAGACAGAAAGAAAGGCUGCGUGGAAAGGUUGCUGAGGAGAAUGAUGCUGUUGAUCUUGCCCUUGUUCCAAGGAAACUGAGAUCGGCUAUGAAUAAACGCAGCAGAGGGCCCUUAUCUCUCACGAUACCAAAUGCUAAGAAGAAACACUAUCGAACUUCUAAUAGACUUCAGGGGUUACCAAACAGUGGCGGAAGGGAAGGGAAGCAGAAUGGGCUGCUUGAAGCAUUUACAAAGGAUGAAGAGCUUGUUAUUGAGGCUUUGUGUGAACUAUCCAGAAUGCUACCGAUAGGUGAGCAAAUUGCAUAUAAGGAAGACAGUAAAGCACUGGAUAGACACCAGGUUUACUUGGCUAAUUGUUCAAAAGGUUCGAAAGUGGAUAAAAAUCUUUUGCAUCAAUCCCUGCCCAAUGAAAAUACCUCUUCUUGCAUGGAGAAACCAUUAGAAGAUGCAAAAAAUGAAGUGCAUGCUCCUGAGCAGUCCAUGGAAGUUGGCCAAAGAGAAACUGUUGAUUCUGAUUUGAAUAUAACUCCUGAACUCAUUUUGACUGAAAAUGAACCGCCAGAAAAUACUCCUUCCACAGCAUUUAUGAAAUUUUCCAGCCAUCCAGGAGUCCUACUUCGUUGCUGUACUGAAGAUAGGGAUAGAGUAAUACAACCGGGUCAGGCUGAUGCUACUGAAACCCACUCUUCAUGCAAAUAUGAAGUGCAGCAAAAUGGAUGUGUCAAAUCUACUACCCUGAGAAAUGAAGUUCAGCAAGUUGAGUGUGACAAUGGAAGUAUUGUAAAGUGUGCGCAUGAUGUAGCAACUCCAUCAAACAUCCAGCAAUCAAGCAAUUCUACUGUCUGGCCUGGUCCUGUGAGUAGUAUCACUGGACUUUCUUCUAGAGUAAUUGAACUUCCAACUGAGAAGGUUCCUCUUACUGCAAUGUCGACGUGGAAGAAGUGUGCCAUUCAUGUAUUCAUAGGACAUAAUAUCAAAAGCUAUCAGGAUAAGGAGAGACAGCGGAAGCUUUUGUUGACUUGUGAUGAAUCUAAGCAAAGUGAGGAUACAAAAUCAUGUGGACCAGCAAACAAUGUGAGAGUUGGGUCACAAAGCGGAUUGAGUGGCAGGGCUUCUGCUUCUAUUUCCGUACUGGAGAGGAAUAAGCACGAAGAAAGAAAUGGAAUUUUCUGUAAUAGUAGCUUGAUGCAAACCCACCAAUAUUCUGGCGUAGUAGAUGCCAAGCAAAAACAGGCCUACGACUUUCUCUCAUUGUCAGCCGGUGGUGAUACUGUAAGUCCUGUCGAUGGAGCCAAGUCUGCCGCUCAGCUUCAUUCCCCCUAUUUGCAUACCCAUCCACAUCAUUCCCUUGUGCCAUUUCCUUUCCCUAAUUUUCCCUAUUCUCUACCUUACUCAGAAAAGCUAGUACCUGUAGCCGCUCAACAGGUGCAACUACAAGUACCGCAUUUUAUUGGAAAUCAAUUCUAUAGACACCAAAUAGACAACACCAUCAGCAAUAUACAGCUACAACAACAAUACCAGCAGCAACAGUUCUGGCAAGCUCAUUAUGCUAACUACUGCCCUCCUGCAGGUAUCGGAGUGCCACAGAAUGAGCGGCUACAUGACUCUUCUGCUCCUCCUGUCCAAAGUGCUCGGACUUCAAUUCUCUCUCCUCCCCUUUCUGUACAGAUGCAAGGCGGAUCCUAUCACCCAAUUUUGGUUCGUCAACAUCGGCAACUUAUUGCUAAUGCUUCCUCAUCAUCCGCAAAUGUAAAGUCUCACAAGAACUAGCAACUGGGAACCCAGCUGAGGAUUUACACCAUCGCUUGGCAGAAAAUUUGAAUUGAACAGGCUAGUGUUGCUGCAGUCGAUGGACUCCAGGGAAAAAAAAGAGACCAUAAUGCUCAUCGAAACCGUAAAGAGUUUUCGGUGCCGUAAAUGCUUCUGGUUAUAUUCUGGAUUAAGCAUAGUCAGCAAAUUCGGUCUAAUGUGAUGAUACCCUAGUUGUCCUUUGCGAAGCAUAGCUUUAUGGGAGCGAAGAGCUGUGUGUUGGAUACCCUGCACUGCAAUUUAGUUACAUUUGCACAACAUCUACAUUGUAUUCGUUUCCCCCAUUAGAGGUGGCAAAACGUUGCAAGAGGGAAAAACAAAAACAGAAGACCAAGUUCGGGUGAAUUGGCAGCAGCACGCUGUUGUGAUGUCACUAAAUUUCAUAUAUUUGUUAAAUAUGUUAAAAAAGAGUUUUGUGAUAUUUGCAGUGAUAUCAA
Molecule: messenger RNA, 2946 nt
Organism: Zingiber officinale
Lineage: Eukaryota; Viridiplantae; Streptophyta; Magnoliopsida; Zingiberales; Zingiberaceae
Exons: 13
Coding region: 374-2470 (698 amino acids)
Source: RefSeq, a predicted model, not a curated record